AUGAACGUUACUCAGAUCCAUGCGAGCGCUGUUGCUCUGCCGUGCAGCCGGUCACCCGUCGCUGGAUUCGCGAAGAAAGUCACGCUGAAACCAGGGCUCGUGUUCCACUGGAAGGUGCUGUAUGGGAACACGCUCCGCGCCGCGAUCAUCGCGCAGGCAAGCAGCGGCGCGCAAAAAGGGUGGAUCGCGAUCGGGUGGACCAAGAGCGCCGGGAAAAUGUACCCCGCGGAUGCCGUCGUGGGGAAUCUGGGCACCGCGCCGGCUAAAGUCGAGCCGACUGCCAGAAUGUUCUCUCCCGGUUCAAGUUCACUCAAAAGCCACAGAUCUGACCCGCACAUCUCUUUCCCUCCCGCCCCGCAGGUUCACUCGCAGCGGGACAUCGGGACUGUCGCCGAUCAACUACAAGGGCAGCAACAACAUGGUCUGGGCCUACUCCGUUGA
Molecule: messenger RNA, 441 nt
Organism: Closterium sp. Naga37s-1
Lineage: Eukaryota; Viridiplantae; Streptophyta; Zygnematophyceae; Desmidiales; Closteriaceae
Source: the annotation of a GenBank genome assembly